GGGCGAGCCGGCCUCCGGCUCCCCGCGAGUGCGGAGAGGAAGCGAAGCCGCCGCGGGCCCGCUGGGCUCCGCAGCGGGAGGGGCGGGAAAAUCACGGAACCAGUGCCUUCAGUCCUCGAAGUUGUGCGGCCCCGGCCCGCUAAGAACGAGGCCGGGGCGCCAAGGGGGCCGGACGGGGGGCGGGGCCCGGGGCCACGCAGCCUCCCCUCUGCGGACGCUUAACGAGGCAACGGAAAGCGGGGGCUGGCCCGGCUCGGGCUCGGAGGAUGCACACCCUCUUCACAGAGGAGGUUCUCCCUCCAACUUAUUCCCGAGAGAAAGAUUCCCAGCCGCUAUCUAGGCCAACCCAGCCCCUUUACACACCCACACCUUCUCAGGCCAGGUGCAGUCUCAGGCCUCCAUUCCUUGUCUCUGAAGUGAUAGGGCCGGACUCCUUCCCUGGCUCGUGCCCUUCUUCUGUGACUUCUGGAGGAAACAGUGUGGAUGCAUGGAGUCCUCAGCGGAGAGAGGAGGAGGAAGAAUUCUGACCGCAAGCCCUCAGCACUCUGUAUAGCUUGGCCCACUUGAGAGAGAGAAGUGAGGAAAUUGACUCCUGGAUUAAGGUCCUGGGAGGAGGCGAGGUGACUCCAGGACUGUCCCAAGUGGAAUAUGCUCUCCGGAGACACAAACUGAUGACUUUGAUCCAGAAAGAAGCCCGAGAUCAGAGUGGGACAGACCAAGCGGUGGUCUUGCUCUCUAAUCCCACCUUCUACAUGAGCAAUGACAUCCCCUACGUCUUCCACCAAGACAAUAAUUUCCUGUACCUCUGUGGAUUCCAGGAGCCCGACAGUAUUCUGGUCCUUCAGAGCCUCCCUGGCAAGGAGCUGCCCGCUCACAAAGCCAUGCUCUUUGUUCCCCGGCGGGAUCCUAGCCGAGAGCUCUGGGAUGGGCCACGGUCGGGGGCUGACGGAGCCGUGGCUCUCACUGGUGUGGACGAAGCUUUCCCUCUGGAGGAGUUCAAGCAUCUGGUCCCCAAACUGAAAGCGGAGACAAGUACAGUUUGGUACGACUGGUCCAAGCCCUCGCACGCCCAGCUGCAUUUGGAUUUCAUGAAACCUGUGACUGAGGCCAAAGCCGGGAGCAGGAACAGGGUGCGAGCUGUCCGGCAGCUGAUCCAGCGCCUCCGGCUCAUCAAAUCCCCCUCCGAGAUAGCACUCAUGCAGGCCGCCGGGCGGCUGACAUCACAGGCUUUUGUAGAGACCAUGUUUGCUAGCAAAGCCCCAGUGGAUGAAGCGUUUCUUUAUGCAAAGUUUGAAUUCGAGUGCCGGGCUCGAGGUGCAGACAUCUUAGCCUACCCCCCUGUGGUUGCGGGGGGGAACCGGUCUAAUACUUUGCACUAUGUGAAGAACAACCAAAUUAUUAAGGAUGGGGAGCUGGUGCUGCUGGACGGAGGCUGUGAAACUUCUGGCUACGUGAGCGACAUUACCCGGACCUGGCCUGUCAAUGGGAGGUUCUCCGCAGCCCAGGCAGAGCUCUAUGAAGCUGUGCUGGACGUCCAGAAGGCAUGCCUGGCUCUGUGUCGCCCCGGCAAGAGUCUGGAGGACAUCUACAACCACAUGCUGGCCCUGAUCGGGCAGAAGCUGCAGGAGCUCCGGGCACUGAGCAGCCACCGGGCCAACGGCACCAUCAAGGCAGCUCGGAAGUACUGCCCCCAUCACGUCGGCCAUUACCUUGGUAUGGAUGUCCAUGACACGCCGGACAUAUCCCGCUCGCUGCCCCUCCAGCCCGGCAUGGUGGUUACCAUCGAGCCAGGCAUCUAUGUUCCUGAAGGUGACUGUGAUGUCUCUGAGAGAUUCCGGGGUCUCGGUGUGCGCAUUGAGGACGACGUGGUGGUGACCGAGGGCUCGCCCCUCAUCCUGUCUGCAGAUUGCCCUAAAGAGAUGCACCAUGUGGAGCGGAUCUGUGACCGGGGCUCUUGACCCGAAGCUCAGGCUCCUGGGCAGACCCAUACACUCACCCCUUGAGGAGCUUCCACGGAUGUGCACACGCAUAUAUUCUUGAGUAUAUGUUUGUGCAUAUAUGUGUAUAUAUACAUAUAUACAUAUAUUCAUGUAUAUAUGUAUAUAUGUUUGUAUGUAUUCCCUUCCUUGGGAGUUGGGGGGAGUCUUUAUGCGGACAUUUUCCUUUUAUACUUGGGAAGCCUAAAGAGGGAAUUCUUCAGCUCUGGAGAGGGGGGGGGGGCUGUUUAUACUGCAGCAGUGACUUAGGCCUGCUCAAGGUUUAAAGGUAAAGGGGUAGGUGAGGUCUGCAUUUCCUCUGGUCUUUAAUUAGUAAAUCUUUCAUUGACAAAGGCAGGAAAAAGAUGCCCCUCUCCCACCCUCCCAAUCUAGCUGUUCCUGCUUCCAGGGACUCCAUGGUUGGUUUCCAUGGGAGGGGUUUGAGUGUUCACCCCCUGGACCUGCCUUAGAGGCCUGGAAACAAGGCACAAAGCUCUCAGCUUCUCCUCUUCCUCUCUCCCAUGGGGGACCACACUCCACACCCAGAAGCCCUUAGCUGACCACGUUGUCUCCACAACUUGGGUUGGCUGGCUGCUGAGGCUACACCCUCAGUGAGGUGAUGGCUCGGAGUCCAUCCCUUGUGGCAGGCUGGGAAAGGGCUUUGAGGGCAGAAGAGGAGCUUGGUUCUGGACCGACCUUUCCUCUCCUUUUCCCAGCUUCCUGGAGCUUAUCCUGCCCUAGUGCAGUGACCCAUUCCCUGGUCAGGUGGGCCCAGCUCGGCAGCCUCUCCAAGGCUGAAGCUCAGUCUGAGCAAGGGAGACUUGCUGUCUCUCCCGCCAUUUGCUUCAGGCAGUGCUAAUGCUAGUAAAGCUGCUGAUGAGCCUUCAGCUGUCCUUUGAAAUCCUGGUGUCCUGGCUGGGCUCGGGGCACACCCAGCCCUGGCCUUGGUGCUGGGGCCUCGCUAGGGAGGGACUCUUAGGAAAGGGUUAAGAGUCAGUGCCAAAAUCAAAGCCCAACUUCACAAAGUGCCAGUAAAAGGACCACAGAUUGUUUAAUAAACACGUCAGGGAAACGAGCUUGAGAAAUGACACCCUUCAUGGAGUGCUGGAAGUGUGCCUAUCUGAUAGGAAAACUGGAGAGAGAUACAGAGGAAGCCAAGGGCGGGCAGCUGGGCGCUCCUUCGGGAGGCAAGGAUAAUGUUACAAAGCCAAAGUGUUACAAAUUAUAUCCGGGCUGCCCUUCCCCUCCCUUCCCUGCUGAAAAGAGGCCCGUGAUGGCUGGACAGCUGGAGCAGGUGUCCACGAGGAGGCCCAGUGUUCCAGAGAGCCGAGAUGUCCCUUUACAUACAGCCUUGACCCCUGCACACACACAUACACAUAUACACUUUCUCCAUCUCUCUCUCUCUCUCUUGCCCAGGCCCCAACUUCAGCCUGCCAUUUGCCACUUAAGUGAAAAAAAUGAGACAAGCAAGGUAGGAAGGCUUUUUUAAACUUGGAAAACCCUAGAAUAAAAGCUUGACCUUUCUAUAUGGCAUUCCUUGUGAAAACACAGUAACAAGUUUGCAACUUUCUAGCUGAGAAACUGGCCAAACUUGGGCAGAACACUUUCUUGUAUUUGAUACUUACCUCCUCCUCCCCCCUUCAAAAAGAAACUUUCAGGUCACUGGGAAGGUCCUAGGCCCUAGAGCCCUAAGUGUGCCUUUGAGUAGAAUUGUGGAGCUGCUGUGGCCACUGUAAAGUCCCUCCAUCAAGGUCUCUUGUCACCCAAGUCCCAGCAUCUUAACAGGACCCUCCUGGAUACUUGAACAACUGAUGCUCCUGAGGUCAAAAUCCCCUCCCCCCUCCCCCCCAGCACCGUCACCCUGAAGACAGUAUUUUAUGAGGUGUCUGGCUUUGCUAGGUUUGGGAAUUGGAGAGCAGACAGUCGUUCCACCCAGGGUGCAUCCUUGGUGUUUAGCAUUAAGAUUGGUUCGCCAGCCAAAAAAGUAUUAGAUCCUUUCAACAUCCAUCCACACCUCCAAGUGAACGCUUUUAUUGGGCAGUGAUUGGGGAAAAAAAAUGCAAGGAUAUUCUUUUUCUUCCCUAAGAGGGACUCGAGGAAACAAUAACAACGGCGAAGUUAUUUCAAGGUGGUUCUCAUUGGCUCCCAAAACUAUUUGCAUUUAUGUUUGUUGAUAUCAAAAAUGUUUCUUCCUUGGUUUCUGGGUGAAGAGAAAGCAGCAGCCCCAUUGCUGAGGGGUCACUGUUGGGUGACCCUUUGUGAUGUGUCUGAUCUCAGAGUGUUCUCAUUUAUUCUAGAAAGGGCUAAAAGGGAAGACCUCCAUCUCACACAGCUCCCCUCUUCUUGAGAGCAAGGGUCAUUGUGAGACAAAUCAAUUUGUCCUCAAUUAAGUGUAUCCUCAGGGAGUUAGGGCCUCUGCAAAUCUGACCACACUGUGGACUCUGCUUCCCAUGGUGGCAUUAGGAAGGUCCGAUAAUAACAAAAGAGAUUUUACUCUUGAAGAGGAGGAGGGAGGGUUGGGUUUGGGGGCGCUUUUUUAUUUGGUAUCCAUUCUUGCCACUUAGUGAAACAGUGUUAAAGCCAGACGGGGCCAACAAAGCCGUUGUCUUGAGAGGUGUCCCUUUAAGCUGCUGAGUUUGCUCAGGUGCCGGGCUAGGCUGGACUUUAACUGCAACAGGAGAGAAGGGUUGGAUCACCAAAUACCUCAUGGAACCCUUGGGAGAUGAGACUCUUCCCUUAUACCAGGGCCCUUCCCAAGUUCACAGAGCAGCUGAAUCUUUCUGACUGCCCUCUCCUUCCUGCACCCACGGGAAAAUCAUGGCAGAUUCACAGAGGGGAAUGGUCUCCUCGUGGGGUAGCUGAUCUCAACCAGCAUUCUGACAGUUUUAUGAACUUUCUGUGAAUAUCGAGUUGGACAAAAUGCUGUUACUUUGUAAAGACUCGCCCACCGAGAUAUCAGGUAUUUCCCAACAAGGGAAAAAUUUUGUUACCAGUGUUUAAAAAUAAACUAAUACUGUACGUUG
Sarcophilus harrisii (Tasmanian devil) is the source of this 4999-nucleotide messenger RNA. RefSeq names its product X-prolyl aminopeptidase 3 (gene XPNPEP3). The coding region runs from base 672 to 1958 and encodes 428 amino acids. NCBI's taxonomy places the organism in Eukaryota, Metazoa, Chordata, Mammalia, Dasyuromorphia, Dasyuridae. The record is from RefSeq and is a predicted model, not a curated record. The transcript is spliced from 11 exons. Gene Ontology annotation, molecular function: manganese ion binding; metalloaminopeptidase activity. Gene Ontology annotation, cellular component: mitochondrion.